AUGGCAGAGUUUGACGACCAAAACAGCAGAGUUCGUGAGUCAGUCUUUUUGGGCGUGCUAUGGGCUCUCACAGGCACAUCGUUUAUAUUUGUUGUAUUCCGCAUAUAUGCCCAACUUACCUCAUUCCGUCGAGUAUAUCUAGAUGGCUACCUCGUCAUCCUCGCAUGGAUCAUUAUGCUCACUGCCGCAGUCAUUUGGCAAGUCGAGGGAAAGGCUCUUUACGAGUUAUACGAAAUCAGCGCUGGCACAAAGCCAUUCAAUCCUGAAUUCCUACCGAGGUACAAUACAUUCAUGCUCUUUAAUGCUCCACUUCAGAUACUAUUUUAUUCGGCACUGUGGUGUGUCAAAUUCUCAUUCAUGGCACUCUUCUACCAAAUCAGUGCCCAGGUCGAGUCUCUCCGUAUUUGGUGGUUCCUGGUACUGUUCUGUACCGCGAGUGUUUAUAUUGGGUCGGUGGCCGAUAUCGAAUACAAAUGCAGUUUGGGGGGGCUGGAGUAUAUCAUCACUCAAUGUCCCCGACCUCAUCAUGUUCAUUAUGAGAAUCGCAUGUUCUGGGCCAACUGUGCCGGGGAUGUUAUCACGGACUUUAUGAUAUUUCUCGUUUCAGUCCUGUCUAUUCCCUUCCUUGUGCUAUGGAAAGCACGAAUCUCGCUACGCAAAAGGCUUCUUCUGCUGAGCAUUUUCUCUGCAACUAUCUUCAUCAUGGUCACCGCUAUAAUCCGGGUGGCCGUCGGGAUGAACUAUGACCGGCAGAUGAAUAUCGACUGGCUAUGUUUCUGGAGCUUUGUUGAGGUAGAUGUUGCGAUUAUUGUCUCCUGUGUCGCCUCUCUCCGCCAACUAUUCGUCACCUCGCAGAAUCAGAGCUCAUCUGCAAGGGCCGCGUACCAUGAUACAAACGACCCUAUUCCGAAAAAUUCAAAAGAGGGGUAUAGCCAAGAUCUGUCGGGGUCUGUUGGGGAUGUCGAGUCACCCGCAAAUGACGAGGUGCCCAUGUCGCCCUUGAGCGUUGUACAUGUUCGUCAAGAUUUCGAAAUGACACGUGUUGAUGCCAGUCAGUCUGCUAAUGGUGAGAAGGCAUGCAGACACCAGACUAGCUUUGACUAG
This is a messenger RNA of Penicillium egyptiacum, 1104 nucleotides long. NCBI's taxonomy places the organism in Eukaryota, Fungi, Ascomycota, Eurotiomycetes, Eurotiales, Aspergillaceae. The record is from the annotation of a GenBank genome assembly.